This is a messenger RNA of Loa loa (African eye worm), 3213 nucleotides long. RefSeq names its product CBR-EPC-1 protein. Gene Ontology annotation, cellular component: piccolo histone acetyltransferase complex. NCBI's taxonomy places the organism in Eukaryota, Metazoa, Nematoda, Chromadorea, Rhabditida, Onchocercidae. The record is from RefSeq and is a predicted model, not a curated record. Bases 1 to 3213 code for a protein of 1070 amino acids. Gene Ontology annotation, biological process: regulation of transcription by RNA polymerase II. The transcript is spliced from 17 exons.
AUGGCAACGACGAGUAAGCUGUCAUUUCGGGCGAGAAAUUUGGAUGCGACGAAAUCGAUGCCUGUAUACUGCGCUGAUGAAUUACCCGACCUGGCCGAAUGCACACCGAUCAAUCGGGCAGUGGCACAAAUGCCAACGGGUAUGGAAAAAGAUGAAGAAAAUGAGUCGCAUUUGCAAGAGGCGAUCCUUGCGCAGCAGGCCAGUACAUCGGGUAUUGCUGUAGAGAAUCAUGUUAUACCAACGCCAAAAGUUUUCACUGUUGAUCGUGGAUACUAUGAUGCACUAUAUCCGGUACAACCAGCACCAUCUAUCAAUCAGCUCAUCAAAGUACAAGCUUCAUUAUCGCUUGGAAAUGAGGAGCCUGAUUAUGAUAUUGAUAGUGAGGAUGAGGCAUGGUUGGCCGAACGUGGGGGACUUACUGCAGCGAGUGAUUUCGAAAAGAUGAUGGAAUUGCUGGAAGGUGCCAGCAGCGGUUUACAAAUAUGCCAGCCUAAUGAGGCGCGAUCAUUGCUCAAGGAUUUCGAAACAGAUCUCGUUGAUGAUGUUUAUGAUUACUGGUUACAAAAACGCAAGGAUGCGGCAGCAUCGCGUAAGAUUGCCUCAUUGAUACCACGGGUAAAAACGGAUGCACGUCGAGAUGCUUCGGGUUCGGAUAUUGCUUAUGUUGCGUUUCGGCGACGUUUAGAACGAAUGCAGACCAGAAAAAAUCGUAAGAACGAUGAAGAUUCGUAUGAAAAGAUACUGAAACUUGGCCAUGAUCUCAGCAGGGUUGUUGUUCUCUUCGAUAUGCUUAGACGAAGGGAACAUACCAAACAGACCGUCAUAGGACUAGAUGACAAAAUAUGCAAAUGUCGAUGGGCUGUUUCUGACUUCAAUUGUGUUCUUUACAACCACAUACUGUCUAAAGUGAAAUUGGAACGAAAUACGACGAUGAGCCCUACCGAAGAGUCGCAGGAUGAAUUGCUAAGUAGUAUGUCACCUACGAAAAGCAAAGCACAAAAGCGGAAACGACAUUCCAGAACUUCGACAUCUGAAGCGGAUAAAGAUCUAGUCAGUCGGACAUGGUUGAGACGAAACGCAGAGCUGUGGAAUAAGCCAGCAACUGCUGCCAAUGUACUGAAUGCCGGAGCAUCUCCAAGCACAGUUUCAACAGCUGAUGCUGAGCGUAACGCAGAAGCGGCAUUAGAUGGCCGAUAUACAUUUAAGAGACGACGUGGAUGCAGAUAUCGGUCGAGUUUGUUCUCGAAUCCACCGGAAGUUCCAAAGGUUAGUCCCGCAGAACGUUUUUACCGGACGUUUAUGCCUUCUGCAAAUGGCGUGCGCUGUAUUGGUUACGCAAGACGAAGGAUGGGGCGAGGCGGAAGAAUCAUAUUCGAUCGUCUUCUGCUUUCUGCACCUUCAACAUCACAGUCUGCUCCGGACCCACCAUUCUGUUCGGUUAUCGACACCACAAAAAGUUAUCAGUGCAAGCUAACGGCUGUUGAUGGCAGUAAGGAUGAUAAUGAUUCAUCGGAUUCUGAUGACAGUCAUAAGAACUGGGAUGAUGAAGAUGAGCGAGAAUAUAGGAGACGGGAAGAGCUCUAUGCGAAGCGGAUUUUUGACAUGUCCGAUACCGGUUCCACGCAAAAACUUCAAAGUGGCUUGAGUCGAGAUGGUACAUCAUUGCGGGGUACUGGUGAACAGGUAGUGGUACUUGGUGAAGAUAACAACGGGUCAGCAUCGGGUAUUGGACAAAAUAUCAUGUCAGUCAAUGGGGUUCGCGAAACGGAUCGCUUGCGAGUUGUUAAUUUGCAACAGAACGGACCGCCAUUAAAUGUCAGUGCAAGAUCAGUCGGUGACUGCGGUCUGCAGCCCGUUUUGCUGACUGCAUCUGUUGGUGGAAAAGUGGAAAAAGUAGCACCAUUACCGAAUGCAUCGUCUGUGAGUUAUCAACAAAAACGGGUACAUGAUCAUUCCUUACGCGCUUCUUCACAAAUAUCGUUGUCAUCUGAAACCAGCGAAUCAUCCCCGGUUUUUUACACGCAUCUCCCGCCACCGCUACCUGCAACAACGAGGCUGCUGGCGGCGGGAGAGCAGGCGAUCCAUCGUCCUCCUCGAACGUUUGAAUUCAUCAAUAGUUCUGGUAUGUUGAACCAAGCACAAACAUUGAUCGUUACAACAACGCAGCCACCAAGGCAGGAUCAUCUGGAACGACAAAUUUUAGCUAUACCGUCUCAAGAGGUCAUCAUUGGUGGGCAAAGUAUCAGACCAAGAACAGGUGGAAGGCGACGAUCGUUUGCUUCAAGCGUUGCACAAUUGUCGUCUCUUCCGCGACCGGAAAUAAAUUUACAGCGCUCAAAUACUUGUGGUUUUAAUGCAGACAUUGUAACGCAGGCUACGCAUUGUGUUGAUACUAAACGACUUGAACUUGCCAUAAAAGGUUCCGGAGCCCGCAUCAAGCCUUCACCGAUGAUUGCGCAUUCUCUUUUGCAAUCCUGUCCACCGGAAACAAAGACGCUUCGAGAUCUUUUGUUGGGAACUGGGCUAUCAAAUACGAAAACAGCGUUAAGUAACACAGCGGUUAUGCCAGCGGUUACCAGAACAUAUACUGCCCCACAAUAUGUACCUGUUGUUGGCGAUGCUCAUCGCUACGUACCGUUCACUAAUGUGGUUACAACUACUUCUUAUUAUAUGCCAGUAACAGAUGUUUCAUCGCCGGGCAGUGAGAGUAUGUCACCACCAACACCGCAUGCUAUGUCACCAGCAGUACAAAAUCAAUCAGCUCGGAAUUAUUUCGGAGUGACUGAACCGAAAAUUCAAACACCUGUUGCGGUAGUCAGCAGUCGACCAUCUCUGAACGGAACUCAGGUUGAUACAAGACGUAGCGGCGGUGCAAUAAGCAAGACGAAUGGUGGCAGUCGUGAACGCGAAACCUUCAUUAGCUCUCCGCAAGUGGGAAUUGAGUUACAACCGCAUCAGGCUAAAUGCCGCGUCGGUAGUGCUUCGUCGCCUCUAAAUGCAGUAUUGGCUACUGAAAAACCCGCUGAGGGAAAUGCUGUUAGCCGAAGCGGAGGAAAUUCAGCAGCUGCCACUGCAACGACACCUGCAGUUGUUGCGGAAGAAAUGUAUGCAGAGCCAGCGGGGGCCGGAGAAGAUACUUUGAGCAACAAAGUUACGAAUAAUCAUCGUGAUAUUGCUGCAUGUCAUGGAAUGGUCAAUUAUGUCAUUAAUUGA